AUGAUUAGGAGCUCAUAUGCAUUUAUUAACCUCUUGAAGGCAACUGUGGGAGUGGGUGUGUUUGCCAUACCGAUGGCUUUGAAACAGGCUGGAUUUUGGACAGGCCUUAUACUGUCUGUUGGCAUUGGUAUUAUCAACGCUCAUGGAAUGAUGAAAAUCGUAAGCUGCUCGCAGUAUUUGUGUAGAAGAAAGCAGACUUCAAACAUCAGAGCCAACAGAAAUGGGGCCACGAUAAGACCAGUGUGCUUGGACGCUCAAUAUAGAAAAGCGGUUACUGAUGAAGAGCAACCGCAAAGUAAUGAUAAUAUUUCUGAGGGGAGCGCUGAUGAGAAGCAAUCGCGAGUAUACUCAAUUGAAGCCGAAAGCGAGAAAGAUAUGGUCGAGAGUGCUGCUGAG
Molecule: messenger RNA, 396 nt
Organism: Cylicostephanus goldi
Lineage: Eukaryota; Metazoa; Nematoda; Chromadorea; Rhabditida; Strongylidae
Source: the annotation of a GenBank genome assembly